GAUUAUUUAUGUUCUGAUUUGUUUGUGUUGUGAUUUUAAAGUAUUUCUUAUUCUGUAAAACACUUUGUGUGUGAAUUGUGUUGUACAAAUAAACUUUUCUUCUCAUCUGACACACAGGGACAUCAGGCCCCUCCCUCUGCUGCAACAAGGACAUUUCUGAAAAGGGCUGAAAAGACACCAGCUGAUGGAGCCUGUGGAAAACCUGGAAGACAGGAUGUGUCCCACACACCAACAACCCCUGAUGCUCUUCUGUUCCACUGAUGAGAAGAUCGUGUGCAUGAUGUGCUCCGUUCUAGAUCACAAGAACCAUGAGUUGUUGUCUCUGGAGGAGGCGUGUGAGCGCAGGAGGUCCUCUCUGCUGCAGACUCAGGCUCAGAGCCAGCACAUGGUGGAGCAGAGGAGGCAGAAGAUCCAGGAGAUCCAGAGCCUCCUGGAGCUGAGUGAGACAGAGGUCCUCAGAGAGAGGGCUGCGGGGCUGCAGGUCUUCACUGCUCUCAUGCAGUCUGUUCAGAGGAGUAUGGACCUCUUCUUAGAGGAGCUCCAGGAGAAGCAGAGCCGGAGCCACAGACGAGCCCAGGAUCUGCUGCAGCGGCUGGAGCAGGAGAUCUGUGAUCUGGAGCAGAGCAGCGCUGAGGCCCAACGUCUCUCACGCUCUCAUGACCCCCUCCACUUUCUACAGCGCUGCCCUGCACUCACGCCCCCUGCUGGGCUUAAGGAGUGGAGCAGCGUGAACUUUGAGCUGGAGACAUGUGAGGGCAGUGUGUCCCGGGCUCUGUCUGAGCUGGAGAACAGUCUCCCUCAGGAGUUUAACAAACACUUUAAAGAACUGCCUUCAAGAUUAGAACUAUUGAGAGUGAAGCAGAGUGCGGUGGAGGUGACUCUGGACCCAGACACGGCUCAUCCUGAGCUCAUUCUGUCUGAAGAUCUCAAACAGGUUCAUCACACUGAUGUGAGGAAGAAUCUCCCAGAUUCUCCUCUGAGGUUUGAUAAAUGUCUUUAUGUUUUAGGAAAACAGAGUUUCUCUUCAGGCAGGUUUUACUUUGAGGUUCAGAUCAAACGUAAAACAAACUGGGAUGUAGGAGUGGCCCAAGAGUCCAUCAACAGGAAGGGAAUAAUCAAUUUAGGUCCCAAAGAUGGAGUGUGGAGCAUCCAGUUAAGACACAAACAUGAGUACAUCGCUCGUAAUGACCCUGAUGUCCGUCUGUCUCCUCAGAGAGCUCCUCAGAAGGUCGGGGUGUUUGUGGACUAUGGAAAGGGUCUGGUCUCCUUUUAUGAUGCAGAUUCUGCAGAUCUCCUCUACUCCUUCACUGACUGCUGCUUCAGGGAGAAGCUGCUUCCAUAUUUCAGUCCCUGUAACCGUAAAGGAGGAUCAAACUCUGCUCCUCUGCUCCUCACUGCAGUGGAGACUUUGAGCGGUGACAAAGUACAAAAGUAAAAGUACUGCACUUAAUAUCUCGAUAUUUCAAAUAUAUGAAGAUAUUUUUUAAACUCGAUAUGGAUUCUGACAUAUCGUAUGUAUCGAAAUAAUGUUUAUAUUCAAUUCUGAUUUCGCUGCUUCGCUCUUUUUCCUUCUCCCUGAUUUUGCUGCUUGUGUCUCUUUGUCGUCGUGAAUGUAGAAAGUUGGUGCCAGUGAAAAACUUGUAGCACCACAAACCUUUUCCACCAUUUACAGACAAAUAGGGCUGAGUGUCAUUAAGACGAUGCCAAUGCGAUACGUAUCUCGAUACAUAGGCCACGAUACGAUACAUAUCUCAAUACGGUGAUCUUAUGAUUUGAUACGAUAUAUUUCAAAUCGAUUCAAUAUAGUUCAAUAAAGAAUAAUGUGUAAAUCACAGCUGCGACAUUAGAAGUCUUUGUUAACCCACAGAGUUCAUAUGAAAUAAACAUUUUACUCCACAAAACAGUGAAAAUGUGAAAUGUGCUGCAUACACAAGUUUCCUUCCACUAAACAAACGACAAAACUGUGGCGCUGUAACAAAAUAAAUUAACAAAAUAUACCAAAAAAUACUCUUAGCGAUAUAUCGAUACAGCAGCCCACAAUAUCAAUACUGUAUCAUCACGUUAAAUGAUACGAUAUAUCGAUAUUUUAAUAUUUUUGCACACCUCUACAGACAAAACCAUCAGCAGCACAUCCCCUGUCACAGAGAGAACACUCAUAUUCACCUGAGUCGGUAACACUUUAUAAUAACUACACCUUACUUAGCCUUAAUAAAGCAUGAACAAAGACUUAAUUAAUAAUGAACAAAGAUUUAAUUAAUAAUGAUUCACGCUUAGUAAAUGCUUGAUAAAGGAUAAUUUGUCUUCACUUUAGAAAAACUCUCAAAAAGACUGAACUAACAGAUGACAGCUGCCUGAAUGAUCAUUGCAUUACAUUAUUAGUAAAUCAUUCACUCAUAGUUUACUAAUGAUUAAUAAAUGAUUAAUAAAUGCUCAAAUGGUUAGUUCAUGAGUAAUUAAGUAUGAAAUAAUAAUGAGUAACUAUUUACAGCACAGGCAAAUUUAAGUCCAAGUGCGAAUUAAGGUAGUAAUUAAGUAGUUACUAAGCGUGAAUCAUUAUUAAGUCUUUGUUCAUUAUUAAUUAAAGGUUGUAUAGAGAUUUCCAAG
This is a messenger RNA of Boleophthalmus pectinirostris (great blue-spotted mudskipper), 2604 nucleotides long. RefSeq names its product E3 ubiquitin-protein ligase TRIM39-like. The transcript has a single exon. Gene Ontology annotation, molecular function: zinc ion binding; protein binding. The record is from RefSeq and is a predicted model, not a curated record. NCBI's taxonomy places the organism in Eukaryota, Metazoa, Chordata, Actinopteri, Gobiiformes, Gobiidae. Bases 185 to 1435 code for a protein of 416 amino acids.